UAUAAUUAAUAAGUGUUAUAAAAUUUAUGAUAAUCAGGAAACCAAUUACUAUUUCAAUUAUUAAGAAUACAUUGGAAAAUUUCAAUAAGCUUCGUAUAUUUUACGAACCGUUUUGGAAAGUACACAAUGUUACUGUUAUGUCUUUGUGUUCUUUUAAUUUAUGUACCAGUCAACUUCGGCGCUUCUUCAGAUAACGAUAUCCACCACACAUUAUUUGGACAAUUGGCAACCUUUCAAGACCUCUUCAUAAACGAUACAAACAAAGACCCAAAAACCAGACGAAAAUAUGACGACGAUACUGAUGACGAUAAAGAGGACUUGGACACAUUAGAUAUAGAAAUACCAGACGUAUUCCAAUUCCCUCGCGUGGGUGUGGGCUCUACGAAGUACAUCUUCGAUAUGUAUGACUAUCAUCUCAUUAACGACCAAUAUAAAAACUUCACAAAGGAAUUUUCAAACAGAACAUCGGCAUCGGGUAGAAGAGCCAUUACGUUUCACGAACAUGACACGAAACUCCCAAACAAUAUUAUAGAACAGCAUAAAAAGGGUCGGAUGGUGAAUUUGCUGGUUCAGUUCCUAAUGCACGCAAAGUAUGAAUUGGGGAAGGCAUUGACGCAGCGUGAAGUGAUCAGGAAAGACAAGCGGUACCAGCUGGGCUACUUGUUCAAUAGACUGCGUCGCCUGAAGACCGAACUGUUUAAGAUGGUGGGCGUCUCUUACAACCAGAAUAGGAUACCAAAAUUUUAUAAAUACUACACCGUGCGGAACCUGAUGCGUAGCUACGAGAGAGUGGUCCACUUCGACAUCGACAUUAGAGACACUUGCGACCUCAUCAAAGAAGUUUUCUCUGUACCUAAAUUCUAUGACACUUACGGUGCUAAGAAGGAGGAUGGCGAUAAGGAUGGUGAUAAAGAUGGGAACAAGGAUAAGGGCGGUCCGAAAUGAUAAAAGGAACUAAAUAUACACAUUGGUCGACGAAUAUCUUGUUGUAAUGUACCAUAAAAAAAUUA
Spodoptera frugiperda (fall armyworm) is the source of this 1010-nucleotide messenger RNA. RefSeq lists its product as uncharacterized. The transcript has 2 exons. Bases 127 to 945 code for a protein of 272 amino acids. The record is from RefSeq and is a predicted model, not a curated record. Lineage: Eukaryota; Metazoa; Arthropoda; Insecta; Lepidoptera; Noctuidae.